Messenger RNA from Drosophila hydei, 1170 nucleotides. Its product is annotated as ficolin-2-like. Lineage: Eukaryota; Metazoa; Arthropoda; Insecta; Diptera; Drosophilidae. Bases 36 to 1133 code for a protein of 365 amino acids. The record is from RefSeq and is a predicted model, not a curated record. The transcript is spliced from 3 exons.
UUGUUGCUUUAUUGACGCACAGUCCUCAAAGCGAAAUGAAGUUCUGUUUAUUAAUUGCAGUAGCUGGAUUCUAUGUGGCAGCUGCUGUUUCUCCGGCGGAUAAUCCACUGAUAAUCACCUCACAGUUGGUGCAAGUCGAACGCCUGAAUGGGAAGCUGCAGGAAAAAAUAGACGAGUUGACAGUAAAGUUAGCUGAGAAUCAGUUUAAGGAAAAGCAAAUUCAGGUGCUCAAGUAUACAAAAGGAUUACUUGAGAACAAGUGCGGCACAGAUGGGAAUGUUGAAGCAAGCAAUGGAUUAACCGAUGAACUAGUAAAUAAAGUGGCGCAGCUAAGGUCCAUCAUUCUGAGCUUAAAGGAAAAUAUACAAUUAAGUCAAAACACGCAGCUAAAAUUAUUGAAUCAAUUGCAAAACAAGUGCGACGGCCAUACGAUCCAGAAUUCUGGACCCAUAAUCGGGUCCAUUAGCAAUGGAAUGAACGACUUCAUAGCACGUUCAAGCAACUGUUUACCAAUGGGACAACAGACAACUAUUGCGACAAUCGAAAUACCGCGCAUUGGGCCAACUUCCGUUCUGUGCGAUGGACGUACAGCGGGUCCUGGAUGGCUGGUGAUACAGCGACGCUUCGAUGGUUCCCCGGACUUUUAUAGAAGUUGGGCUGAGUAUCGUAAUGGUUUUGGUCAACUGGGUGGCGAUUACUUUAUCGGCCUGGAAACUCUCUAUCGCCUAACCAGCUCUGAGCCCCAUGAACUGUAUAUACACUUAGAAAACUUUAAUGGCAUGAAGUCCUAUGCUCGAUAUAGUAACUUUCAAAUUGGCGGCGAAGAUACGAAAUAUGAGUUGAGAAUGCUGGGCGCAUUCAGUGGCACUGCGGGCGACAGACUCUCUGGCAGUUUGUAUUCCAAGUUUUCAACCUACGAUCAGGACAACAACCAAGGGGGGUAUUACAAUACCGCUGUCAGUUAUCAUGGAGGCUGGUGGUAUUUCAAAAACAUGGCUGAGGGCUGCAAUCUCAAUGGUAGAUAUUUCAACUAUGAAACCGCAAACAUACAAGCCAUGAGCUGGAAGGAUAAUCUGUCCCUAAAAUCCGUGACAAUGCUAAUACGUCCACAACGUGCAAUGUAUCAGAACUAAAAACAGUUCUAAGAAUUGUUAAGCAAAUAAAUUUUCG